Molecule: messenger RNA, 1161 nt
Organism: Peniophora sp. CBMAI 1063
Lineage: Eukaryota; Fungi; Basidiomycota; Agaricomycetes; Russulales; Peniophoraceae
Source: the annotation of a GenBank genome assembly
AUGCGCAAAGCAUCACACGAAGCGCUCAAUAAGGUCGUGGCGCACGGCCUCAACGAGUACCAGAUGGAGGAGGCUGUUGUUCUUGUACGGAAUACGCUACAGAACCCGGCGGGAUGGGAUCAGUUCAUUCGCAACGCUACCGCGAGCACAAUGCUUCGCAGUGUGUACGAUGAGUCGCCGGCACUGGAUGAGCAUGACACUCGUGUCAAACAGAUCAACGAGUUCGCCCAAACCGCCUCCUCUGCUGCUGCCCCCGGAGCGUAUCUGGUCGAAGUCAUGCCCUGGAUGCGCCAUAUACCGAGCGCUUUUGCUCCUUGGAAGCGGGAAGCUGAGGCAUUCUACAGGCGUUCUGACGCUCUGUUCUCCAAGUUCUUCGGUCGCGUACAGGAGAGCAUAGACAACGGGGCCGAACGAGCCUCAUUCUCCGCGACAUUGAUCCAUGACCGAGACCGCUACGGAUUGAGUACGCACGAGAAUGUGUGGUUAGCUGCAUCCGUAUAUGCCGCAGGUUCGGACACCACUCGCGCGGCGUUGAGCUGGUGGAGUCUCGCCAUGCUACUUCACCCCGAGGUUCAGAAGCGCGCUCAGGACGAGUUAGAUUCCGUUGUUGGCCGCGCACGGGUACCCACAUUCGCCGACAUGCCACGUCUUCCCUACAUCAGCGCGAUCAUCAAGGAAUCGAUCCGUUGGCGACCGGUAACACCCCUUGGAGUACCUCACAGAAGCGUCGAGGACGACUUCUACGAGGGAUACUUCAUUCCAAAGGGGGCCGUUGUCUUUGCUAACGUCUGGGAAAUGAAUCACGACCCGGCGACGUUCGGUGAUGAUGCUCACCUAUUCAACCCCGACCGCUUUCUCAACGAGAAAGGCGAGCUCUUGACAACUCUUCCUGGCUCGAAAGACGACGGGCAUUAUGCAUUCGGAUUCGGCAGGCGAAUUUGUGUCGGGAAGCAUGUAGCGAACAACAGCCUCUUCAUCGAUAUAGCCAUCUCGCUAUGGGCCUUCACGUUUGUGAAUGUCAAGGGCCAAAGCCCCAGCGCAGAUGGUUGCGUGAACGAGGGUCUCGUUGUUGUACCCAAGCCGUUCGAGGUUGAUGUUCAGCCUCGCUUCCCGGAGGCCUUGGCCGUAUUGACUCAGGAGUGCGAGCUUCGCGGUCGGUAA